UUACAUGUACAUCUGAUGUUGUCAAAUGACAGAGAGCAGCUACAAGAAUUAACCAAUGAAAACGGAGCAUUUCGGAGGUUUUCCGCUUUCCCCGUAGUUCUUUGACAGAUCCUACUUCAGAUUGAGAGAAUUCAAGAUGGCUGCUACAGGUUCUAAGUAAAGAGGCUAUUCCCCUGGACCCCACUGCAUGAAGUUGUCCUGAGGUUGCGGUGUUGCUAGAGCAAGUACUACAUCCCCCAGCUCAACUUGCCUCUAGUCAUGUCCUCCACCUCUUCCUCCUACUCCUCCUCGGGGGAGACUAGUCCGGAGGAUGUACCCCGUGGUGGGGGCACCAUCAGAGUCUACCUCCCCAACAAACAGAGGACAGUGGUGAAUGUUCGCCAAGGACAGACUGUUUACGAGAGUCUAGACAAAGCGCUCAAAGUGAGAGGCCUAAGCCAAGACUGCUGUGCUGUAUUCCGCCUUCUGGAAGGUCGUAAGAGACUGACUGACUGGGACACAGACAUCACUCCUCUGGUUGGAGAGGAGCUUUUAGUAGAGGUCCUGGAUGAUAUUCCCCUCACCAUGCACAACUUUGUACGAAAAACAUUCUUCAAGCUAGCUUACUGUGAUUUUUGCCACAAAUUCCUUUUUAAUGGCUUCAGAUGUCAGACAUGUGGCUACAAAUUUCACCAGCACUGUAGUAGCAAGGUCCCUACUGUGUGCGUCGACAUGGAUACUGUGAGCAAACGCUGUGAUCCAAAUCCUUGUACAGAUGAGUACCCACAGAUACUGCUGCCAGAGAAUUCCCCAUCACAGAGCAACCUAGCCUUAACCCCAGAGCCUCCUGGGACGAACCUCUUGUCCCCAACCUCGGCCUUUCGCUUCCCCAUGCCUGGUGGAGAUGGCCAGUCUCUACAGAGGCAUCGCUCCACCUCCACUCCAAAUGUUCAUAUGGUCAGCACAGUGGGACCUGUUGGUGCCAGCAUCAUAGAGGAAGCACUGAAAUUCAACAACACAAUGGGUCCUGAGCCCUCACCGAAGCCCUCCACCAGCCCACCCUCUUCUCUUGGCUCUCCAGGUAGGAGACCGCCAAAGUCUCCUUCAGAGCACAAGGAGCGCAAGCCCUCCUCCUCUGAAGACAAAAAGAAAGUGCACCGAGGGGGCUACAGAGACUCAAGUUACUACUGGGAGGUCCACUCUCGAGAAGUCACCAUUCAGAAGAGAAUAGGUGCUGGCUCUUUUGGAACCGUCUUUAAGGGGAAGUGGCAUGGAGACGUGGCUAUUAAGAUCCUUAAAGUCACAGAGCCAACGCCUGAGCAGUUACAGGCCUUCAAAAAUGAAAUGCAGGUCUUGCGGAAGACCCGCCACGUCAACAUCCUGCUGUUCAUGGGCUACAUGACUAAGCCCAACUUUGCCAUCAUCACACAGUGGUGUGAAGGCAGCAGCCUGUACCGCCAUCUGCAUGUCACAGAAACCAAGUUUGACACUAUGCGGCGCAUUGAUGUGGCCAGACAGACAGCACAGGGCAUGGAUUAUCUUCAUGCGAAGAACAUAAUUCAUCGAGAUCUGAAGUCAAAUAAUAUUUUUCUCCACGAAGGCUGGACUGUUAAGAUUGGCGACUUUGGCUUGGCCACAGUGAAAUCUCGGUGGAGCGGCUCUCAACAGGUGGAACAGCCCAGUGGAUCUAUUCUCUGGAUGGCUCCUGAGGUGAUCCGAAUGCAGGACAGGAACCCAUAUACAUUCCAGUCUGAUGUAUAUGGCUAUGGAGUAGUGCUGUUUGAGCUGAUGUCAGGGACCCUGCCGUACUCAAAUAUCAACAACAGAGACCAGAUUAUCUAUCUGGUUGGACGUGGGUACUCGUCUCCAGACCUCAGUAAGCUGUAUAGUACCUCACCCAAGUCAAUGAAAAGGCUGAUAGUUGACUGCCUGAAGUUUAAACGUGAUGAGAGACCCCUGUUUCCACAGAUCCUGGUGGCCAUUGAGCAGGUGCAAGACCUGCUGCCAAAAAUUGAAAGGAGUCGCUCAGAGCCAUCGCUCCAUCGGGCCGUCCACGCUGAGGACCUGAAUCCCCUCCUGUUUCACACCACCAGGCUGAUGCCACUCUAAACUCCCUGCAGCACUGGGCAGAGAGGCUGUCACCCUGUCCCAUGAGCAUCUUUGCCUCAUCAAGGCCACAGCUAGCUGUCCUGACAGACCACGACCCCCCAACUCACUCUCUGCCCCUGCAGAGCCCCGGAGCUGCACCACUCAGUAACGAACUGCAGAAACAACAUUGACAUGUUGUUUAGAGCGAUAGUGAAUGUUAAUUUCUUUUAUACUAGUGACAAAUAUCUGCUCACUAUGUGAAAGAACGGUCAACUGUAUCUAGAAGUAUGUUAAAGAUCAGGCCAACGGUCUGGUCAGGUCGACUUAAACAGGUUGACUUCCAUGAGAGACGUCCAUUGAGUUGUUCUGAUGAGAAAUGUAAAAACAUCAUGCUUUACAUGUGCACUGAAAAAUUGCGCUGCCCAUUUGCAGCAUGGUCAAAACUUUUAAUCUGUUUAACUCAGCCAAUAAUGCCUGUUGGUUCAGGCCACCUGAUUAGCUUACAUAAUUCAAAUGCUCAGUGGUAAUGCGCCUCUUUCAGUGUAAUGCAAUGUAAAUGAGGUCAGAGUGAAGCUAGUGAUUUCAAAGCGGAUUAAGUGCCUGUUUGAGAAUGUUUGAUUGUUUAUAUAUAUAUGACAUUUUGUCUCAUUGGGAACCUCCAUUCAUUACUGAAGACAACUAUGUAUUUAACCACAUCAGCAAACCAGCCUGAGGAGGUAGCAGGAGAUACACUCGGACAUUUAGAAGCUUCAUACACUGAACUAUGCAAAAAAGGAAAAUUAGUGUCCUUAGUGAAACUGUCUCUGCACAUACACGUUGCAGUGACAGACCUGGCAAUUCCAGCUGACCUCAAUUGACCUGUCUUAAGAAUAACUUAUUUUACAUGCACAAGCAGGCACUCCUUUGUCUUUCAAAUCAUCAAGUUCAUUUUGAACCCAAGCUUCCAUCAAUGUUGCAAUAAAAACUCAAGCGCCAAAAGAGCAUUUGACCUUUGGAAGUUGAAGAGACCCGGUCAAAUUGACUGUAAAUCCAAUCAGAUAUUUAUUAGUUCGAGAUGUGCUCUCUUAUUCAUUUUAAUUAGUCUUAAAACUUCAGUGAUUGGGGACAAAACAACAUGGCAAGUUUAACUGGUUUCAGCCAGUUUCUUUAGAGUAACUGAACCAUAAUAACUGAAUAUUGCUGCAUCUCAAUCUCCAUCUUAUUUUCCUGACCACUGGAAUUACCAAAUACAGGAUCGAGUUGUUAGGACCAAUAUUCUACACAGAAGAAUCUUUCUGAUACUCAACAUUUCCUAAAUAUACAAUCUUUCAAAGUAUUCCCAUAUUUUAUUAACGCCAGUGGGAAGGGACAUAAAAACUAAAACCAAAAAAAAGUUAAAUCAACACAGGACUAAAACCCAGGAGAAUAGCUGUUGGCUGUUGACAGGAUGUUAUUUAAUCUAAAAAUCAGUUUGGUCUGACAGUUUGAACACGGCAACAAUAUAUAACUCUGAAGGCUUUCUAUUCCACAGAUUCAUUCUCACUAGUUGAACGUCAUCACGCUCCAGGUUGCUGGUGAGAUGGCUUUUAUUCCAGUGGUUUCCUAAAUGAUUCUCAUUUUAGUCGAAUGAGGAAGUGACAGAUCUGAGUAAGAUGCAGUCUUGAUGUAAAUGAUUAGUUAUAUUGCUGCUGCGUUUAGUGAGAUUUUGAUUCAGUUUUUUUUAAAGAAUGACACUUGUUCACCCCCAUGGCACAUGGUUUCAACACAUAAUUUACUGUCCCAUCUUAAAAUGUAUUUUUUAAUUCUCUCAAAUGUUGCACUUUGGAGUUCUAUAGGUCUGUGUUUGCUGGAGAAGAAUGUGUUAACACUGUGACUGACGUGGUAAUAGGUUGCUUUGGUUUGGACGUUCCAUGGCAGGAUUAAGACGUGUAAAUAAAGAUUUACAGAUGCCUUCAAAUUAA
This is a messenger RNA of Scophthalmus maximus (turbot), 4007 nucleotides long. RefSeq names its product A-Raf proto-oncogene, serine/threonine kinase (gene araf). The coding region runs from base 259 to 2088 and encodes 609 amino acids. Lineage: Eukaryota; Metazoa; Chordata; Actinopteri; Pleuronectiformes; Scophthalmidae. The transcript has 16 exons. The record is from RefSeq and is a predicted model, not a curated record. Gene Ontology annotation, cellular component: mitochondrion; cytosol. Gene Ontology annotation, molecular function: ATP binding; protein kinase activity. Gene Ontology annotation, biological process: protein phosphorylation; signal transduction.